Molecule: messenger RNA, 897 nt
Organism: Caenorhabditis remanei
Lineage: Eukaryota; Metazoa; Nematoda; Chromadorea; Rhabditida; Rhabditidae
Exons: 4
Coding region: 1-897 (298 amino acids)
Source: RefSeq, a predicted model, not a curated record
AUGGUCCUUGUAUUUUCUCUUAUGGGAAUCAUGUUCUCCGCGUGGGAACUCGUUGCUCGACCAUUUGCUCACAAUUACAAUAAAGGUCUGAUGUACUUCAGUUUGAAUACUUGGUUGGGUGCAUCUCAUGAAUUUCUUCAAUUUGCUAUCAUUCUCUACGCGUCUUUCUACUUAAUCAUUCUGGCAAUUAUUGCUGUCCAAUUCGUUUUCCGUUAUUUCACUCUGUGCAGACCAAAUUUUGCCAGAAAGUUCGGAGGAUUCGGAGUGAUUGUUUGGAUAUCUUAUUCACUAAUUUCGGGUGCAAUUUAUGGUGGAUCUCUCUAUUAUUUCUGUCAUCCGGAUAACUUUUCCGACUCCUACAUGAGAGAUAUUAUCGCCGACUCUUACAACUUGACCAUCACUGACGUUCCUCGAUUUUUGAUGAUUCCAUACGCGGAGGAUGGGUCAGUCAGAUGGCAUAAUUUGAACUUCUUGUUGGCUGGAGUUGCUAUUUUGGGUCUACAAUAUCUGAUCAUUAUAUACUGUGGAGUUCGAAUGCAUACUAUCUUACAAAAAGAGCUCUCUCAACAAUCAGUCGUAAAUCGGAAACUUCAAAAGCAAUUCUUCAGAGCUUUAGUCGUUCAAACAGUCGUCCCAACAUUUCUAUUCGUCCUACCAAUCGCCCCAUUUCUAAUCGGACCUCUCGUGGUUCCAUUUAUUGGAAUUCAGAUGAAUUUUCAAACUGGGUGGAUGUAUGUUAUCCUAUGUUUAUACCCACCAAUCGACACAGUCGCAUUCAUGUUAAUUGUGUCAGAAUACAAGAAAGUGACUCUAGAGAUGUUCAAACCAGUUCUUCCAAAGAGAAUCAAAGUUAUAAGUGAAGUAUCCACGUCGACAGCAGCAGCUAUUACUAAAUAA